Molecule: messenger RNA, 2088 nt
Organism: Aphanomyces invadans
Lineage: Eukaryota; Oomycota; Saprolegniomycetes; Saprolegniales; Verrucalvaceae
Exons: 8
Coding region: 43-2037 (664 amino acids)
Source: RefSeq, a predicted model, not a curated record
GCCUCGUCGGAACACGAGUUUCAUCCACAUCGGAACAACGUGAUGCCGCUUGUCCCAACCGGCCAAAGCCGCUUCCUGACGCCGCACAAGUGCUGCCAGGAGGAACUGUUUGCGUCGGAUUACAUCCGAACCAACAAGUCGGGGGGACUCAAGAGUUUGAGAUGCUUUCCGCAUUGCUGCAAAGGACACAACAAGAAGACAUUUUGCGGGACGGGAGUCGGCGUCGAGUGCGAUAUGCCCGACUGCACCGCCGUCUUGAGCUACUUUAGCUGCAACGGAGACCCUGGAAGCACGCCCGACAAAGACGAGUGCCCUGUUCAGUUCCAAGUCGGGCUCAUGUACGACCUGAUGGAGUUUGAAUCCCACGUCAAGUCCAAGGACAACCUGUUUGGCUCGGUCUUUCCCGGUCAACGUGUCGGUUCAAGCCAGCAAUUCAUCAUCAACGGGGAUCGGCAAUGCUGGCACUACGGGUGGUGUUCGUCGCGCGUGGGGCAGAAAUACACCCAUUGCCUCAAAGUGUUCUUCUUCAAGCACUUGGCCGACAAGAAGCUCGAAUGCAUCGACUCGAUCGAGUCGGACGCAUUCCACAUCACGUCCAGUCGCGUUUUGCGCAAAAAGUCACGACUGGCCAAGCGCUCGCUCGUUGAAGAGGACGCCAUGGGAGGGUAUUCCAGCGACAAGGCAGGGUCGUCUUCCGGGCACUCGGACACCAAUCAUUCCAAGCGCGCCAAGUCUACCAAGCGAGAUUUGACUUGCCUGUUAAACCCGAACGAAGCGGCCAACGUCGUCGCCCGACCGAGUCCCGACGCGUCACGCGCGCCGAUCGGCCUCCUCCCACAGCCUUCCCUGCUUCCUCUGGUGGAUAUCGCGACGCCGUCCGGUCGACCAUCCGCGCCGCACCACCAAAUGCAGCUGCACAACCGGUCGAACGACGUGUUUUUCAUCAUUCAAAUUCUGAGCCGCAUUGCCGACUUUGAGCGAGUGCCCCACACGUGCCAGUACUUUUCGCUCACGAUGCACCACCUAUUCAGCGUCCAGCCACUUCUUGCGAAGCCGCCGCCGUCGCCGCCGCGCAUUCCACACGGCUCGGUGAUGGAGUCGCUUCUCAGCGUCCUCGUCACGGGCGUGGAAACAGCAUUGGAACGCGGGUUCCUCACCAAGUUGCGCGAUCACAUUCUGACGCAUCCCCACGACGCGUUGCAAGCGUACAGCGACAUGCUCGCGCUGUUUGAGCACGAGCUGCUUGCCCUCGGACGCCGGUUCCCCCAGCCGUGCGACGCCGUGUCCGCAAUGGCGGCACAAUUGCGCCACGCGUUUGCCAACGUGCUCGGGGACAAGCACAAAGGUCUUGUCCCCGAGCACGUGUAUAUCCCCGACACGCCGCCCACGAACGUUCUCGAUUCGCUGUACAUGGGCAAGGAAUUCGCCGCGUCCGUGCUGUCGGCCGUCCAUGUGCCGCAGUGGAGCCCGACAUCACGCAACGUCCAAGGCGACUUUUCUCCCCUGAGCGGCAAGUGGACCCGCCUGUCGCUCCAAUGCAGGACGCAGCCGCAGCACCAUCCGUCCUGGUUGUACCGGUUGCUGACGGACGUGGCGUCGCGGACGUGGAGCAUCGACGACCGUGGCGAUGAAAUGCUGAUCUUGUGGCCAGGAAGCGUCGGCACGUCGCACUUGAUUCACAAAUUGUGUGGCAAACAUCGCUUGUUGGCGCAGUCGCCGUACGGCCUCAGCAGCUCGUGCACGCAGUUGAUCGGGUACUUGGCGAAACGCAACUUUCAAGACAACACGAUCACGUUGGAGUAUUAUUAUUGGCCUGCCGAUGCCGCGUCCAAGUUUCGGAAGCGGCUCACGCGGCACUUUCGCAUGCACCCGGACGAUGCCAAUCUGCUUGAAAUUCACGUCGUGCUCGAGGUGUGCAAACCUCCUCCAGACAACCAACUGGCCAAGACCCCCAUGGAGCGCCUCACGUUUCCUGCCGACUGGCAUGUCGAGUCGAGCUCGAUCGACACGUAUGCGCGGGUUGUCGACCGCGUUUGAAAGUAUUUUUAAUAUUUUGCUCCAACGAGGAUUUCAUGAAAUAUUGCGGUC